AUGGGUCGCGCGUUGGUGCUAGCGCUGCUCGCGUUCUGCCUGGUGGGGUGCGCCUCGGCGCGCUAUGGCUCCCCCGCCAACGACGAGAAGGAGUUCAUUCCCGGGCAGCCCCAGGAGAUGUUCAAGAGCAGCGGCGGACGCGUGGAAGUGUGGAGCCCCGACUUCAAGCAGCUUCAGGAUGCGGACAUCGGUGCUGGCAUCGUCACGGUCGAGAGCCAGUCCCUGGCGCUGCCUCACUACGCCGACUCCGCCAUGAUCAACUACGUGAUUGAGGGGGAGGCGUGCGUCGGUCUCAUCACGCCGCUCGGCAUGCCCACCAACAUGCGCCGCCUGCGCAAGGGCGACGCGUACAUCCACCCGCGCGGGUGGGCGCACUGGGCGUGGAACAGCGGCAACCAGCCGUUCCGCGCGGUCGCCAUGGCCGACACCUCCAAGGGCCCGCAGCGCGGCCAGUACACGUCGUUCCACCUCAUCGGCGCACAGAAGGAGCAGAGCGGUGGUAUCCUGCACGGCUUCAGCUCCGAUCUGCUCGCACGCGCGUGGAACGUGGAGGAGAACGACGUGAAGCAGCUGCUGCAGGGGCAGAAGGAAACCGCCUUUGUGAAGGUCCAGCAGAGGAGCCAGGUCGACGCACUUAACGCCGCGAUCGACGCUCUCAAUGCGCGCUCCGGGGAGAACAUCUUCGGCGACUUCUCGUACAAUUUGAUUGAGAACGAGGCGGAUAUUGAGCGCGAGGGCGCGGGCCGCGUGACCUGGGCGAGUGGCUGGAAGCUUCCGAUGUUCCGCAAGGUUGGGUUCUCGGCUGCGCGAUUCGAGCUGGAGCAGAACGCGCUUGCGGCGCCGCAUUGGCUGGCUAACAGCGCGGCGCUGAUCUACGUGCUGAACGGGCAGGGACGGUUCGAGAUGACCCACUCCGAUGGGCGCACCGCGGUGCGGCGCGACGUGAAGCAGGGCGAGUUGAUCGUCAUCCCGCCCGGCCUCCCGCACGCCACGCUCGCCUCGGGCAACGGCAUCGAGUACAUCGCGCUCAUCACCAAGUCGCGCCCGCAGGUGGGCUUCCUCGCGGGGGCCAACUCCGUCUACCGCUUCCUGCCGCGCGCCAUCCAGCAGGCGGCUUUUAACGCGGACGAGAAGCUGAUCGAGAAGUUGCGCAGCACCCGCCAGCACGAGUAUGUCAUCCUGCCGCCAAAGGGCCACCAGCCCAAGCCCAGGGCGUUCUCCGCGGAGGAUGAGGACGUGGACGUUGAUUUCAGCAUCAUCGACACUCCCUAUGGGUUCUAA
Molecule: messenger RNA, 1281 nt
Organism: Closterium sp. Naga37s-1
Lineage: Eukaryota; Viridiplantae; Streptophyta; Zygnematophyceae; Desmidiales; Closteriaceae
Source: the annotation of a GenBank genome assembly